Symbiodinium necroappetens is the source of this 789-nucleotide messenger RNA. The record is from the annotation of a GenBank genome assembly. Lineage: Eukaryota; Dinophyceae; Suessiales; Symbiodiniaceae.
AUGGCUGGGAGCCGCAGGCCUCCAGGCAUGGCCUUGCUGGCCAUGUUCUUGGCUGCAGCGUUGUUCACUGUUGCUGUCCAUGUGCCAUGCCGCACUUUCGUGGCGAGUGGCAAAGGAGCCAUGGAAGCGUCGCAGCCACUGAAAGGUUCGGUGCCUUCCGCCGUAUACCGCCAGGGCGCUACUCCCGAGCCUCUGGUGGCCUCUGCUUUGCGAAGCCUUGGCUCGAUGCUCUUCCUGGGAUCGCUUGCCAGUGCCUUCCGAGCCCGAGCACCUUCAGGUCCCCGAUUGGGCAGCAAAGCGAAGGCCGUUGUGCCGUUGCAAUCCAGCUACCAGCAGGCAGCUUGCAGCCCCGAGAAACCAAUCGUCAUCGAAGCGGACGCAGGGAAGGAUUACAUUGAGACUGUCGUCGUGCCGGAACAGCCGGAGAUUCUUGCUGAGUCUGAAACCGCGGCGCAAGUGAUCACCGCGCCGGCAACGAGCGCCACAUUUGGCCGCACCGCUGUGAAAGCGCGCAUGGUUCAAGGGGCGCGCUUCCGCUCUGCCCGCUUCGCCGGACAGGGCCCCUCUAUCAGCCAAAGAAAGCAGCGGCGAAGAGUGGGAGCCAGGUUGCGUGCCGUGAGCGCGGUGUAUGAGAUGCCGCCAAUGCCCUUUGACGCGAGCCGUGUCCGCUUCCAGAUUCAGAUUGGACUCAACACCAAUCCGAGACCCCGAGCACCGAAGGCCCGAAGCCAGCCAGUGCACGAGUCCGCGGAAAGGAUGGUCUCAGCGGCGGCCCCUUGCCGUCAUUAG